Pseudocercospora fijiensis CIRAD86 is the source of this 885-nucleotide messenger RNA. RefSeq lists its product as uncharacterized. The record is from RefSeq and is a predicted model, not a curated record. NCBI's taxonomy places the organism in Eukaryota, Fungi, Ascomycota, Dothideomycetes, Mycosphaerellales, Mycosphaerellaceae. The annotation marks the transcript as partial. The transcript has a single exon.
AUGCGCCUGCUAGAUACCUCCAACGUCACGCUGCACGAAUUUGACAGUCACCGAGCGCCCGUAUACGCCAUUGUCUCUCAUCGCUGGACAGACGAAGAAGUAACAUAUCAAGACUUCCUGUCUGGAAGGAAUCGAGAUGGAAAAGGGUGGCAAAAGAUCAUUCAAGGCUGUCGGAUCGCCCGUCUUCGCAACAUUAAGUGGCUAUGGAUCGAUACAUGCUGCUUGGACAAGCACAGCAGUGCAGAAUUGACGGAAUCAAUCAACUCAAUGUUCAACUACUACAAAAAUUCUAAGCAGUGUUAUGCCUUCCUGCCUGACGUCGAAGUUCAGCAAUCAGAUCCAGUGUUCUACGACCAAUUGCAGAACAGCACCUGGUUCACUAGAGGCUGGACACUGCAGGAGCUAUUGGCAUCGAGCCUGGUCAACUUCUACAACGCGAAGUUCCAGCUCAUUGGUGUCAAAACACGGGAAAGUUCCUUCUGCGAGGCGCUAUCGAAGAUCACGGGAAUCGGCAUUACAUAUUUGCAGCGUCCCCGUGAACUCCGCUUGGCCAGUAUCGCAGAGCGAAUGCGAUGGGCAUCGUUGCGUGAGACAACUAGAGUCGAAGACAUGGCGUACUGUCUCCUGGGCAUCUUCGACGUCAACAUGCCUCUAAUCUAUGGAGAAGGCCGGAAAGCCUUCACACGACUUCAACUAGAGAUAAUCUCAAAAUCAGAAGACGAGAGCAUCUUCGCAUGGACUUCGGACAAACCCUUAUGGAAAGGACUUUUGGCUCCCUCGCCGUAUGCAUUUGCUGGCCACGAAGCAAUCGAACAACGUGACAUCUUCCAGCGCGCUCCAUACUCAAUGACUAACAAGGGACUUCAGCUUUCUCUCCCUGUCCGG